This is a messenger RNA of Centropristis striata (black sea bass), 990 nucleotides long. RefSeq names its product trace amine-associated receptor 1-like. Gene Ontology annotation, biological process: adenylate cyclase-activating adrenergic receptor signaling pathway. Gene Ontology annotation, cellular component: membrane. The coding region runs from base 1 to 990 and encodes 329 amino acids. Gene Ontology annotation, molecular function: G protein-coupled receptor activity. NCBI's taxonomy places the organism in Eukaryota, Metazoa, Chordata, Actinopteri, Perciformes, Serranidae. The transcript has a single exon. The record is from RefSeq and is a predicted model, not a curated record.
AUGACUGUCAACGGGACUUACAGUGUUAUUGACACACAUCCCUGCUAUGUAUCAGAUAAUACAAGAUAUGUAUUUACAAGCAACCCCUCCAUUAUAUGCGUAUUAUUAUAUAUUUUUCUUGGUUUAUUGUCUUUUGCCACAGUGUGUGGAAACCUUCUUGUAAUAAUCUCUGUCAUUUAUUUCAAACAGCUCCACACUCCUACUAACUACCUUAUUCUCUCUCUGGCUGUGGCUGACUUGUUUGUUGGAGUUUUAGUGUGCCCAUUCAGCAUGGCAUUCACUGUAACCUUUUGUCGAUACAAUGCCGCUUUAUUUUGUAAAGUACGAGGAAGCAUUGAUGUCACACUGAGCACAACUUCAAUUUUGAACUUGUGCUGUAUUUCUAUUGAUAGAUAUUAUGCAAUAUGUCAGCCUCUCAUAUAUAAAACUAAGAUAAAUGAUCGUGUUAGUGGGAUUAUGAUCCUGCUGAGCUGGGCAAUUGCUGCUGUUGUUGGAAUCAGCGUCAUGGUAGCAAGUUUUUAUCGAGGAAAAUGUGGAAAAGGUUGUUUAAUUGAUGCUGUAUUAGAAACCGUUAUGUCAUGCGUUUUCUGCUUUUAUAUCCCAGUCAUUGUAAUGCUUACUAUCUACCUAAAAAUUUUCAUUGUUGCACGAAAACAGGCAUUUAGCAUCCACAACACGACCUGUCAGAGCACAAAGUCUGGAGCAGUUGUCAGUAAGAUGGAGAGAAAGGCCACCAAGACUCUGGCUAUAGUUAUGGGAGCGUUUCUCUUAUGUUGGACUCCUUUCUUUUUUUCAUUGACAUUUCUUUCUUUUAUCAGGGGUUCAGUGCCACUCUCUGCGAUUGAAACACUUAACUGGAUAACACUGUCAAACUCGAUGCUCAAUCCGUUCAUUUAUGCUUUCUUUUACAGCUGGUUCAGGGCAGCUUUUAAAAUGAUCAUCUCAGGAAAAAUAUUUCAAGGGGAUAUUUCUAACUCAAAGCUCCUUUGA